This is a messenger RNA of Scaptodrosophila lebanonensis, 2951 nucleotides long. RefSeq names its product alpha-aminoadipic semialdehyde synthase, mitochondrial (gene LKRSDH). Bases 47 to 2866 code for a protein of 939 amino acids. The transcript has 8 exons. Gene Ontology annotation, molecular function: saccharopine dehydrogenase activity. NCBI's taxonomy places the organism in Eukaryota, Metazoa, Arthropoda, Insecta, Diptera, Drosophilidae. Gene Ontology annotation, cellular component: cytoplasm. The record is from RefSeq and is a predicted model, not a curated record.
AGUAUAGUCGGUUCUUAAGCGUUUUUCAAAUUGGUAAACCCAAGAUAUGUUGCGAUUGCUGCAACUGCGCGCGAGACUCGCAACAACAGCGCAACGCGAUGCGCUGGCAGCUCAGCUGCACACCAGACAGCGGCAUCAAGGUCGUGUCAUAGCCAUUAGACGGGAGGAUCAGUCGGUCUGGGAGCGCAGAGCACCCUUUGGACCUACCCAUGUACAGAAGCUGGUUAAACAAGGCGUGAAGGUUAUAGUGCAGCCCUCGAAUAGGCGUGCCUAUCCGAUGCAGGCUUAUCUGCAAGCUGGCGCUCAGAUACAAGAGGACAUCAGUGAUGCAUCAGUUAUAUUUGGGGUUAAGCAAGUGCCGAUUGAUGCCUUGAUUCCAGGCAAGACUUACUGCUUCUUUUCGCACACGAUCAAGGCGCAGGAGUCCAAUAUGCCUCUAUUGGAUGCGGUGUUGGAAAAGAAAAUACGCCUCAUCGACUACGAGCGGAUUAUCGAUGAGCGAGGCUCUCGCCAGGUGGCUUUUGGCAAAUAUGCGGGCGUCGCCGGCAUGGUUAACAUUCUUCAUGGUAUAGGACUACGUCUGCUGGCCCUGGGCCAUCACACGCCCUUCAUGCACAUUGGUCCCGCUCACAACUAUCGCAAUUCUUCGAUGGCUCGUCAGGCUGUGCGCGAUUGUGGCUAUGAAAUAUCCUUGGGUAUGAUGCCUAGAUCGAUAGGCCCACUCACAUUUAUCUUCACGGGCUCUGGAAAUGUGUCGCAGGGGGCGCAGGAAGUGUUCUCAGAGCUGCCAAUUGAGUAUGUGCCUCCAGAGAUGCUGCGUAAGGUGUCCGAGCAUGGCAGCCAGAACAAGUUGUACGGCUGCGAGGUGAGUCGGUCGGAUCAUUUGGAGCGUCGUGAGGGCGGUGGCUUCGAUGCCAAGGAAUACGAUGAGUUUCCCGAACGUUAUAUAUCAACAUUCAGUCAGAAGGUAGCCCCCUAUGCCUCAGCGAUCGUCAAUGGCAUUUACUGGGCUGUUGGCAGUCCCAAACUUAUCAGCAUACCCGAUGCUAAAAACUUACUGCGUCCGGCCAAUACGCCCUGGUUGCCCACCAGCAAAGGAAGUCCUGCACUGCCUCAUCGCAUGCUCGCAAUCUGUGACAUAUCUGCCGAUCCCGGUGGUUCCAUAGAGUUUAUGAACGAGUGCACUACAAUAGAUACCCCCUUCUGCCUCUACGAUGCUGAUCGGAACAAGGAUACGAAAAGUUUCAAAGGUCCUGGAGUUCUAGUGUGCUCCAUCGACAAUAUGCCAACCCAGCUGCCGCGUGAAUCCACAGAUCUAUUUGGUGAACUCCUGGCUCCUUUCGUUCACGAUAUUAUUAAGAGCGAUGCGAAGAAGUCCUUGCACGAAGAGCAAUUCCCCUACCCAAUACAGUCUGCCAUUAUCGCUAGCAAUGGUAAGAUGACAGAGAACUACGAAUACAUUCAAGAGCUACGCGAGGCAAACAGUAAUCGUUCCCGCAACAAGAUGGAGGGUCGUUGUGAGUCAAAUAAGAAUGUGCUAGUCUUGGGGGCUGGCAUGGUUUCCGCACCCUUGGUGGAGUGGUUGCAUCGGGAGAAGGAUGUCAACAUAACCGUUUGCUCCCAGGCGAAGGAGGAGGCGGAUCGACUGGCCCACCAAUAUGCUGGAGUCGACAGCGUCUAUCUGAAUGUGAACGAGAGUACGGGACAUCUGCAGGAGUUGUGUGGCAAGGCAGACAUUGUGAUCUCACUGUUACCCUACAGCCUGCACGGCAUGAUCGCCCGCUAUUGUGUCGCUGAGCGUACGCACAUGGUUACUGCCAGCUAUCUGAACGAUGAGAUUUCCGAGCUGCACGAUGAGGCGCGUGCUAAUGGAGUAACCAUUAUGAACGAGGUGGGUCUGGACCCUGGUAUCGAUCAUUUAUUGGCCCUGGAGUGCAUACACGAGGUGCAGGAGAAGGGUGGCGUCAUUGAGUCCUUUGUUAGCUAUUGUGGAGGCUUGCCCGCUCCUGAGCAUUCUAAUAACUCGCUGCGCUACAAGUUCUCAUGGUCCCCGCGCGGCGUUUUGCUAAACACACUCUCAGCCGCCAAGUAUCUCAAUCAGGGUCAGAUAGUAGAGAUUUCUGGAGGUGGUGAGCUGAUGUCGAAUCCACGCAGCUUGGACUUUUUGCCCGGCUUCGCACUGGAGGGCUUCCCGAAUCGUGACUCAACCAAGUAUGGAUCGCUCUAUGGUCUAGGAAGCGAUGUGCACACUCUGCUGAGAGGCACCAUACGCUACAAGGGCUUCUCUGAGUCCAUAAAGCCUAUGCAGUUACUGGGUCUCAUCGACCCAGAGCCACAUUCGUUGCUGCAUCCAAGCGGACCAGAUAUCACCUGGCGCCAGUUGAUUACUAAUUUACUGGGCAUGUCCGAUACGAGCAUUUUCUUUGAGAAUCUGAGGCAGAAACUUACCGAACGCAUUGGCGACAUCGAGGGCAUUGAGAGCUUGGGUCUGCUGGAUGAUACACCUGUGGUUAAGCUGAAUACUCCUCUGGAUACGCUCAGUCAUUACCUCUCCAAACGACUAGCCUUUGAGCGGGAUGAACGCGAUCUGGUCAUUCUUCGGCAUGAGGUGGGCAUUAGGUGGCCCGAUGGUCGUCGUGAGGAGCGAGGCAUUAACUUUGUUGUUUAUGGUCAGCCUCAGGGUCACUCUGCCAUGGCCAUGACUGUGGGAAAACCAGCGGCGAUUGCUGCCAAAAUGAUAUUGGAUGGCGAAAUCCAGGAACGCGGUGUGCUGCUGCCAUUUACUCCAGACAUCUAUCGUCCUAUGUUGCAGCGUUUGAGAUCUGAGGGUUUGACUGCCACCGAAACAUCCAGAUGGCUUAAUUAGACUUAUGUAGUAGUAUGUUCAGCUUAACGUUUAAAUAACGCAAUUUUGUAUGAUUUUUGUUAAAUUAAAUGAUUUUUAAAUUUAA